AUGAUGAUCAAACAACUAACAGUAUUGUCAUCACUUGUGCUAUUGUUGGCCGCAUUGGCCACUGCCGAGCAGAUGUACCACCGCGUGCGAUCACCAUACCCUUACUACAGCAUUCGUAACAAGGGCAUCAGAUCCAACCCAGACGACCCAUCUCCACCACCCUACGACGAGUACUACUACAUGCAGACAUUGGACCACUUCAACUUCCACAACCAAGGCGAGUUUGCCCAGCGCUACCUCGUCUCCACCACCUACUGGAACCCACCACAACCCGGCGCAUCCGUGUGCACCUCGCCCGUGCUCUUCUACACUGGUAACGAAGGUGACAUCACGCUGUUCUACGAGAACUCGCAGUUUGUCACCAACGUGCUCGCCCAGCAGUUUGGCGCGUUGCUCAUCUUUGCCGAGCAUCGCUACUACGGCGCCACCAUGCCGUUUGGCGACAACUCAUCGACACCAGAGAACCUUGGCUACCUGACCAGCGAGCAGGCUUUGGCCGACUACGCCCAGCUGCUGCAGGCCGUCAUGGCCGACAUGGACAUCUCUCACUGCCCCGUGCUCGCCGUCGGUGGCAGCUAUGGAGGUAUGCUUGCUUCAUGGUUCCGCAUGAAGUACCCCAACGUGGUCGAUGGUGCUCUCGCCGCCUCGGCUCCCAUCCUCUACUUCCUUGGCACUGGCGCAUCGUCCGAAGGCUUCAACGAGAUUGCCACCGUCGACUUUGCUCAGACCAGCUCAGAGGUGGAUCAAUUGGUUAACUGGCUCGAGGCUGCCAUCACAUACAUGGCCAUGGCUGAUUAUCCUUACCCAGCCAACUUCUUGGAGCCAAUGCCAGGCAACCCAAUCAAUGUGUCGUGCUCUUUGUUGGCUCAGCAGACCAAUGACAUUCAGGGUCUGGUACAGGUGAUGAAUGUGUACUUCAACUCGACAGGUCAGGCCGGUCAGUGCAACAACGUGUCUGUGUACACCACAUCGGCACUUGGCUCCAACCUCUGGGACUACCAGGCAUGCACAGAGAUGGUGAUGCCCAUCUCGGCCAACGGCAUCCAGGACAUGUUCCCCGCUGCCCCAUGGAGUCUGUCGCAGCUCAACGAGUACUGCCAGCAGACCUGGGACGUCACCCCCAACGCCAACUGGAUCACCACCUACUACCAGGGCUCGGACAUGGUUGCUGCCAGCAACAUCAUCUUUAGCAAUGGUGUGUUGGACCCAUGGAGAGCCGGCGGUGUCACCACCGAGUCGCCCAACAACAUCAUCCCCAUCGUCAUCGAGGGUGGCGCUCACCACCUCGACCUUCGCAUGCCAAACGCUGCCGACCCCGAGUCCGUCACCAACGCUCGUGCCCUUGAGACCAAGUAUUUGGCUCAGUUUGCUGCUGAGGGUUCGCUCAGAAAGGCAAGGAAGUAA
Molecule: messenger RNA, 1404 nt
Organism: Acytostelium subglobosum LB1
Lineage: Eukaryota; Evosea; Eumycetozoa; Acytosteliales; Acytosteliaceae
Exons: 2
Coding region: 1-1404 (467 amino acids)
Biological process (GO): proteolysis
Molecular function (GO): serine-type exopeptidase activity; dipeptidyl-peptidase activity
Source: RefSeq, a predicted model, not a curated record